AGCGGUGUUUGCUUUGCGAGUCUCUCGUAAGACGGUUCAGACAUGCAUUGUUUGCCUCGCGAUUGGGCCGCGUUUGCUGACCUGCAUGCACUCUUCUCUUGCGCAGUACUAGCUGAGGUCAAACUUUACCUCCAAGGCUGUCUUGACUGUAUUGCAAGGACAAGAGAUCUUUAUCGUCAUCCCUUCACCAGUCAUCCGCCAACUAUAAACCCACCUCACCUUCUUCAAAGAAGAACAGCGCACACCUCUCACCUUUCAUCAUCGCACAUCAUAAACGCACACCGCGCUCACUCCCAAUCCAAAGCACAAACAUCAACACAACGCAACCGCACAACAUCGAAAGCAAAAGAAAAAGAUGCCCUCCUCCUCAGCCCGCACAACCCACCUAGAACUCCAACUCCGCCACGCCUACCAAACCGCCUACGUGCGUCUACACGCCGCGCACCUCUACCGCCACGCCAACUCGCUGACCACGCAAUUCGCGCUGCUGCUCGACACCACGGAGCGCGAAAUGCAACUCGCGCUGCACCCUGAGCUGCUGCCUGGGCACAGCGCUGCGGAGGCGGAGGCGUGGAGGGACGAUAUGAGGGUUUUGAGGGAGGCGGAGAGGUCGAAUGGGCGGUUGAGGGG
Molecule: messenger RNA, 630 nt
Organism: Neohortaea acidophila
Lineage: Eukaryota; Fungi; Ascomycota; Dothideomycetes; Mycosphaerellales; Teratosphaeriaceae
Exons: 1
Coding region: 43-534 (163 amino acids)
Source: RefSeq, a predicted model, not a curated record